AUCUCCUUUUUCCUCUUUUCUAUUUCAAUACCCACAUCUGUUGCUUGGAUUCUGUUACAUCUCUUUUAACUUUUAGUACUUUCUUCACUGUCACGUCUCACACACUUUGUUUUUUGUCUGAUCUAACUUUUCAAUUCCGUCUCUCCCUCUCUCUCUCUAUAUAUAUUCAUCUGACUGAAUUUCUGGGCGAAGAGAAAAUUUUCUGGGCACCCAUUUCGUUUUAGAUUGCUUUCUAGAGUAUGAGUUCUUCCUGCCUUCUCUUGAAAUACUGUUUGUAAGUUAUGAUACAAUGUUCCGGUGUUUCUAACUGCUGCCACGUCUUGUUUUGGACUCAUCAGGUGGAGGAUUUUAAUAGGUUUCAUAUGUUUUGGUUUAACAUCUCUUACACAUAGAAGUGUUCAUUUGUUUUGAGUUCAGUGGCAGUUGAUUCUAUAUUUAUGACAAAUUAUGAUUGGAAGGAAGAACAUGGGACGGGCAUCACCACUGUUUCUGGUUCUUUUGGUUAUUGGGUUUUUCCUUGUGACAUAUAAUGUGCUAACAAUGAUAUAUCACAAUAGAGCAGCUGGUUCAAGGAAAUUGGGCGGUCAUGAUACAAAGGGUGGGUUGUUGAUUGAUCCCAUUAUCGAGAUGCCUGAGAAUGCAAGGAGAGCAAAGAAUGUCAAGUUGCCCUUCCAUGUUGCCCUGACAGCAACUGAUGCUCCUUAUAGCAAAUGGCAGUGUCGUAUCAUGUACUACUGGUAUAAGAAGAAUAAGGACUUGCCUGGAUCAGAGAUGGGAGGAUUUACUCGGAUCCUGCAUUCAGGAAAGCCUGACAACCUGAUGGAUGAGAUUCCUACUUUUGUGGUUGAUCCUCUUCCAGCAGGUCUGGAUCGGGGUUAUGUUGUUUUAAAUAGACCAUGGGCCUUUGUGCAAUGGCUGGAAAAGGCUACAAUUGAGGAAGAAUACAUACUGAUGGCAGAGCCCGACCACAUAUUUUUAAGCCCACUGCCUAAUUUGUCACAUGGUGGUUAUCCUGCUGGCUAUCCCUUUUUCUACAUCAAGCCUGCUGAAAAUCAAAAGGUUAUAAGGAAGUAUUUCCCUGAGGAGAAUGGCCCUGUAACAAAUAUUGAUCCAAUUGGCAAUUCUCCUGUUAUUAUUAGGAAGGAUUUGCUGGAGAAGAUUGCACCAACAUGGAUGAAUGUCUCAUUGAGAAUGAAAGAAGAUCCAGAGACUGACAAAGUUUUUGGAUGGGUGCUAGAAAUGUAUGGAUAUGCUGUGGCUUCUGCUUUGCAUGGUGUGCAGCAUAUUCUUCGGAAAGACUUUAUGCUACAGCCCCCGUUUGAUUUCGCAACUGAGAAAAAAUUUAUCCUCCAUUUUACUUAUGGAUGUGAUUACAACAUGAAGGGUGAGCUGACAUAUGGGAAAAUUGGAAAGUGGCGAUUUGACAAGAGAGCAUAUCUCUAUGGACCUCCGCCUAGAAAUAUUCCCUUGCCGCCUCCAGGAGUUCCUGAAAGUGUGGUCACUCUUGUAAAGAUGAUAAAUGAAGCUACUGCUAACCUUCCAGGGUGGAGCACUGAAUAAAGACAUUUCUGUGGUUGAUGGGCAUAAACUCAUGAAACCCUAAUUUUGAGGAGAAAAAAAAAAACAACUCUGAUCUCGGUGGAGCUUCUUAGAUAGAUUAACAAACAUGAACCUCAGGUUAAAUUCUUGUUGUCACAAAUAGAAUAUACAAAUGGAAAGUAAGGUGUUUGUUGCCUUAGAUCCUGAAGACAUUUUCUUUUAAGAAGAGUAAAUUUACAGCAACAUGAACUUUUUUAACCAUUUAAAUUCUUCAUCACAGUCUCUCAA
This is a messenger RNA of Cornus florida, 1827 nucleotides long. RefSeq names its product hydroxyproline O-arabinosyltransferase RDN2. The transcript has 9 exons. The coding region runs from base 448 to 1560 and encodes 370 amino acids. The record is from RefSeq and is a predicted model, not a curated record. Gene Ontology annotation, molecular function: glycosyltransferase activity. Lineage: Eukaryota; Viridiplantae; Streptophyta; Magnoliopsida; Cornales; Cornaceae.